Messenger RNA from Williopsis jadinii, 1775 nucleotides. It is a transcript of the gene RCH1, whose product is annotated as Rch1p. Gene Ontology annotation, cellular component: plasma membrane. Lineage: Eukaryota; Fungi; Ascomycota; Saccharomycetes; Phaffomycetales; Wickerhamomycetaceae. The transcript has a single exon. Bases 344 to 1675 code for a protein of 443 amino acids. The record is from RefSeq and is a predicted model, not a curated record.
UUGGUAACUAAGCUAUGCCCACGACCCGGGCAUAUCCCGGUAUAGGCUACAAAUAAGCUAUAGCCGCUUGCUGCGAAGUAUUAUCCCCAGCCACAGUGCACAUCGUUCUCUUUCUGACUCAUCGCUGCUAAUUCCCCAAACUGUGGUUCGGUCAUUGCGAUGACUUCCCAGCAAAACAACCGUGGUGCACUGACCAGUCCUGGGGGAGAAAAAAAAGGGCAGCACGUCUUGUGUAAAGUACUCGACUGUUGAUGAAAUGUUUGCCGCUGAUAUAAAGUGAGUUGAAGCACUUGAUGACGACACCUGUUCUGUAAUUUUUGCCAUCCAAUCUAGCACUACACGGAUGAAAUCCCUUAACUUCAACUUGAAGGAUAGACUCACAAGGGAGGAACUUGUAAAGUUCCUCCUAUGGUUCAAGAAUUUCUGCAUAAAGCAAUGGUUCUUUAUCGUGUUGGCGAUAUUCAUUGGUAUUGCUAAGGCAGCUCCAAACUUUGCACGCCAACAUGGGCUCAUAAGAGCUGAAUACACUAUAGGGUAUGGAGCGGUUGCUGUGAUUUUCUUACAGUCAGGAUUAUCGAUGAAGACAAGGGAUCUGCUGAAAAACAUGGGUAACUGGAGAGCACAUAUCACCGUGAUGGUGAUCUCCUUUUUGCUAACAAGCUCUAUAAUGUUCGGGCUUUGUUCGGCCAUCAAGAGUGCUAACAACGGUCACAUAGAUGAGUGGGUGCUUGUUGGGCUGAUUGUCACUGCAACUUGUCCAACUACAGUGUCUUCAAAUGUCGUCAUGACAACACAGGCGAACGGGAAUGCCCUGUUAUGCCUGUGUGAGGUAUUCAUAGGGAACAUGUUGGGAGCCUUUAUCUCACCUGCCCUGCUACAGAUGUACACCUCCAACUCUUCCUGGAGCUUUGCCAACCCUGCCAAUGGUAACAGUAUCGAGCGGUUAUACGGUGAUGUGAUGAAACAGCUUGGGUUGUCCGUCUUUGUUCCUGUGUUUGUUGGACAGCUGAUUCAAAAUUUAUUCCCUUCACAGACUAAGUGGUUCCUCACGACGUUUUAUUUCAACAAGGUGAGUAGUUUCUGCUUGCUUCUCAUUAUGUUUUCCUCCUUCUCAACGGCUUUCCAUCAACACGCUUUUGAAUCGAUACCUAAGGCAUCUGCGAUUUUCCUGGUAUUCUUCAAUAUCGGUAUCUAUCUAUUCUGGACGGGGAUUUGUUUCCUAUGUUCGAGGCCUUUCUUCAUCCCCAUAAUCUUCAAAGAGAAACCAACCACGGAGUCGUCAAGGUUCUAUACUUGGAGCUAUAAAUUCUUCAAACCUUUCUACUACAACAGAAGAGAUACUAUCUGCAUAAUGUUUUGUGGAGCAGCAAAGACCGCAGCAUUGGGUGUAUCUUUGGUUACUGCACAGUAUGGAUCCCAAUUUGAGUACUUGGGUAGACUAUUGGCGUCGUUGGUUUUGUAUCAGGCUCUUCAGGUUAUCACAGCACAAGUGUUGGUUCAUUGGUUCAAGAAAUGGGAGAAGAAGGACCAUCCCGAGGAUGCUCCAGGCGAUGAAGAGAUGGCGAAGGGAGGGGAUCAAGCGUCUCACAAUGACUUGGAACUAGAAGAAAACGAAGAAGAUGGCCCUCUCAAGGUUAAACUGAAGCAACGCCCACACCAGGUUGAGGGUGUAUAGAAUUUGCAUGUCGAUUACGACCAUUCGUUACGUGUUUGGUUUGGUUUUCAUAUAAAUCAUUAAUAUUAAUACAUACUGGAACUCACGUUCAUGCCCUAGU